Polistes dominula (European paper wasp) is the source of this 1230-nucleotide messenger RNA. RefSeq names its product Arginine and glutamate rich 1 (gene Arglu1). The record is from RefSeq and is a predicted model, not a curated record. NCBI's taxonomy places the organism in Eukaryota, Metazoa, Arthropoda, Insecta, Hymenoptera, Vespidae. Gene Ontology annotation, molecular function: cadherin binding. Gene Ontology annotation, cellular component: mitochondrion; nucleoplasm.
UCAACUGUUACUUUCAACAUGGCUGCAAUACGUCUACAUAAGUAACUCAUGUUGCGGUAGUCUUGCGAACAGUUCCUCAUUUGUGUACUUUUUUAAUAGUGAAUUAGUAAAUUUUUAUAUUGAAACGAUAUUCCUCGACGGGGGAACAUUUCUGUUCGCGAUUGAGUCUAACAAGAAAACUGUUAAAUUAAGUAAAAUGGGUCGUUCAAGAUCAAGAACAAAAUCGCCGAACAGAAGGCGUCACAAGAGCAAACAUUCUCGCAAAAGAUCCAAAUCUCGUGAAAAACAUUCGAAUAAUAAAUAUUCGGAUAAACCAAAAGAACGCUCUUCAAAAUCAAGAAAAAGAUCUCACUCACCAUCAUCAAGUACAGGAUCUGAUGCAUCUGAUGAUGUACAUAUAGUCAGUCAUAAAAAAAGAUCCUAUAGAGACAGAGAAAGGAAAAUGGAUGAAGUCGAAAGGCUAGCUGAAAUGGAAAGACAAAGGAAAAAGAAAGAAUUUAUGAACAAAACCCUCAUCACGAAUGCGGUUGGACGGCAACGUGAAGUGGAACAAAAGAUGGUUGAAGACGAAGCAGCCAAACGUAUAGAGGAAUUAGUACAGAAGAGGGUUGAGGAAGAACUUGAGAAACGUAAAGAAGAAAUAGAAGCGGAGGUACAGAGACGGGUAGAGGAAGCAAAAAGGGCAAUGGAGCGUCAAAUGAUGGAGGAGAUGGAAUGGCGACAAGCAAAACUGCGUGAGGAGGAGAAACGAAGAGAGGACGAAGAGCGGAAGAAGCGCGAGGAGCUAGAGAGGAUCAUGGAAGAAAACAACAGGAAAAUUGAAGAAGCUCAGAAGAAAUUAGCCGAAGAAAGAUUGGCUAUGGUUGAAGAACAACGUCUUAUGGAAGAAGAAAGACAACGAAUGAGAAAAGAACAUGAAAAACGUGUUAAGGAGGAGCAGAAAAAAAUCCUAGGCAAGAACAACUCAAGGCCUAAAUUGUCGUUUACGCUAAAACCAGUUACGUGAGUUUGUAUUAAAUCGUGCAAGUAUAUAUGUGAUAUUCACAUAUUCUUGUCGGUUUUGAAAUUAGUUCAUAACCAACAAGAAUAAUACUCGUUUGCUGUGCAUAGAAAAAUAUUUCAGUCAAACGCAGCAACAAAUUCCCAAAGUUUUUGUGAAUUUUAUUCACUGUGAUUGUUGAAAUCUCUAAAGCAUUGAAACAUCAUUUGAUUAUGACUAAAGUGGAUAUG